Molecule: messenger RNA, 9024 nt
Organism: Gorilla gorilla gorilla (western lowland gorilla)
Lineage: Eukaryota; Metazoa; Chordata; Mammalia; Primates; Hominidae
Gene: CLTC
Product: clathrin heavy chain
Exons: 33
Coding region: 3053-8101 (1682 amino acids)
Biological process (GO): clathrin coat assembly; intracellular protein transport; mitotic cell cycle
Cellular component (GO): clathrin-coated endocytic vesicle; spindle; clathrin coat of trans-Golgi network vesicle
Molecular function (GO): clathrin light chain binding; structural molecule activity
Source: RefSeq, a predicted model, not a curated record
UUUGUUUUUUGUUUGUUUUGAGGUGUCAUUCUAUUGAGGGUUUAUAUAUGUAUAUGUAUAUAUCUCCAUCCUAAUUGUUGGCAUAACAUUAAAAUUAGUGACACAACACAGGUUUCUUGUAUAGGUUUUGAGAAACUAGCAGUCCUCAAAAUAGCAGACCAAGCAAUGUAGUUUUUGCUAAUGGCACUUGCUGUGACUCAUGAUAGGGACCUACUGUUGAUGAGCAUUCCAACUAAAAUAGCUUUCACUUCACCAUUGAUUAACAUGGCUACCUUGCUAAAACAUUUUCUGAAACCAAAAGCUAGAGUGAUCAUUCAUAGCAUUGUCUUAUUAAAAGACUAUGUCAUACUGUAUCGUAGAAAAAACCAUUCUGGGUAGCAGGAUUUGCUUCCUGGUCUAUUAGGUUAUCUGUUCUCCCUUCUAACUUUAGGUAAUGUCUGAAAACAGUGCCAUUCAGGUAUUGCUUAGGUAACUAAACCAGUGAAACCAGUGAGACUGCCUUUAUACUGUUACCAAGAACAGCAGACUCCCAUUUGAAAAAAAAAACAAAAAACAAAACUCUUAUUACCCUACUCAAAUUAUUCAUCUUUAAAAAGGCAUAGGGUUUUUUUUUUUAAUGUUUAUCAUCUUGACUUUUUUUUCUCUUGAAAAUUUUUGGAUUAAUUUGAAGAUCAUUUCAAAAUGACCCAGGAUAUCACGAUCUAUUUUUCCUCUUCCUAAAUUAUUUCUCAAAACAAUGUAAUUUCUAUGUGUGAUGACGUAGCAGUCACUAACAACCUCAGCGCACUUUUUGGUUAGAUAUUCCACUCCAAAUAGCUAAAAUCAACUGCUUUUGGGAUUCUAAAUGUACUUAAAAUUACAGGGUCUGUAUGAAAAUGCCAGACACAUUAAUAAAUUAAAUUUUGGUGGCCCAUUCAUGAUACGGCUCUUUUAUCUCCGGAUUCUGAGAUUGAAAAGGUGACUUGAUCAAGCUACUGAAUUACUGUAAUAAAACAAUUACUCCCUUAGAAUUUUAAUUUAGAAUUUGUCUACUUCCAAAAAGGGUUUAAAGCAGUUAUUACUAGACUGGCAUUAGGUUAUUUCAAAUGUUGCGGAACAGAGGAUCUUCGUGUAUUUAGCUUAACAAUACAAAAAGAAAUUUUGCAAGCAUAAAUAUUCACUCUUACAACAUGGUGGCAAGGCUUUUCUUUGCAGAACAAUCUUUGCCCUCUUACCUGCCAGACUCUUCUCUCAUGCUCAGUAUGUGAGGCAGUUAAGUAAAAGGGAAAAACACUAAAAGCAACUAAAAUGAUUGGCAAACUUCUCACUGUAACCUAAACUGCUUAGCAUACAAAAUUAUCGUCUACCCAAUAGGGUUUUAUGUCCUUUAACUGAAAAGGACACUAAAAAUAAUUAUUGUGGACUUGAGCUUUUCUCUUUCGGCGGGGCGGGGGGUGGGGGGGAGAAUCACCUCUCUUACAAAGAUAAAAGGCACAGAACUAACGUCUUUCAUCCUUUAUUGUAUUGGUGCGAUUAUGAAAUAUUAUUAUGGCUUAUAAUUUAGCAAGAAAGUGCCAAGAAGGUUAUUAUUAAUCGACAAUGAAUGCCGUUGAUACCUUCAUGCUCUUUGAAGACAGGAUGCUCCGGCUUUGAAGCGCUGCAUUUCUACAUUGCUAACCUACAGGAACCUAUGUUGAGGUGGUCCCACCGAAAUACACGGCUAAUAGUUCAUCUCUUCCCUCCAGGAACCUUCAGGUUUUUUGUUUUUUUUUUUGAGACGGAGUCUCGCUCUGUUGCCCAGGUUGGAGUGCAGUGGCGCGAUGGAACCUUCAGGUUUUACUAAGCAUCCUUACCCUAAUUAUCUAAAUCUUUGAGACGUAAAUUAUUUGAUGUGGCUAAAAAUCCUCCUGCUAGAAUUUAGGUCCAAUCCUUUAAUGUUCGGAUACUCAAAUUCUUUAACGAAACUGAUCACUGAGCUAGGCCGACACAAGUCCGCCAAAAUGUCCGCAGAAACGUUAAGAAAAGCUGUCAUAAGGCCAGCUUGAGAGACAUCAUAAAAGGCCUUCGCUGUCCUUUGAGUUAAUUAUCUAACACCCGAAGAGAGUGCCAGUUCUAGUUAGAAUCCGCGCGUCAGGUUCUCCAACAGUCAGAAGGGCUUGUGUGAGGGCAGGGAAGAUUUUAAACCCCGUUUCAGGCCCCUUCCCUAGGCUGUAGGAAACCACCCACUCUGAAGCCCGGCGGGGGAGGAGUGCUACAGCCAGCUGCCGAGGGAGCGCUCUGCGGCGAGGCCGUUUCCCUGAGUCACGGAGAGGGCGGGAAGCUGCGCCCGUCUGCCCCCGCCACGUCCUCCUGUAAGGGGCUCGGUCGAAACAGGCAGCGGUCGCAGGGAAAGGAAACGGCACCCGUCAUGCCUCAAGGUGGCCCAAAAGCCUCUUCACUCCCAGGAGACGCCGCAUUUCCUUAAAACGAGCUCUCCAUUCUGGCAGCAAUCAGCCGACCCUUCCCCAUCAGUAUCACGUGCACCUGGAAGUACGUGGGUGGGACCUAAAGCGCCCACGGAAGUGACGUCGGUCGCCCCGAGUCGCAUGAUGUGGCAAAAUGAAAAAAAAAAACUGGGGGGAGAAAAAGAAGACUGGCGAAAGUGAUGAGCCUAAAAAAGUAGUCCCUCCGGUUCCUCUGUUUCCCACCCAUGUGGCGUCAGGAAGCGAGGCACCGGGCGCACUGCGCCUCGAAUUCCUGCGCCCGCCGCGCGCGCCACUCCGUGGAGGGGUACAUAAGGAGGAGGGGGUGAGGCGACUGGGCGGAGUUCUGUCGCCGGGAUCCUUCCGCUGGGCUCAGCCGUUUCCGGAGUCUGCGCUGCGCCGGGUUCCGCCAUUGCGGCUCUCCUGGCCCCUGGAGCCUCCGCCCCCGACCCGAGCUCUUUCGUCUGCCUGCCAGUUUCCUGCGUCCCCGGAGAGGAUCUUGCUGAGCCCAGCCUCCCCCCUCCCCUUCUCCUCCUCUCCCUUGGAGAGCCCGGGCAGCCACUGCCCCGCAGCCCCAGUGACAGGAGGAGACCAUAACCCCCGACAGCGCCAUGGCCCAGAUUCUGCCAAUUCGUUUUCAGGAGCAUCUCCAGCUCCAGAACCUGGGUAUCAACCCAGCAAACAUUGGCUUCAGUACCCUGACUAUGGAGUCUGACAAAUUCAUCUGCAUUAGAGAAAAAGUAGGAGAGCAGGCCCAGGUGGUAAUCAUUGAUAUGAAUGACCCAAGUAAUCCAAUUCGAAGACCAAUUUCAGCAGACAGCGCCAUCAUGAAUCCAGCUAGCAAAGUAAUUGCACUGAAAGCUGGGAAAACUCUUCAGAUUUUUAACAUUGAAAUGAAAAGUAAAAUGAAGGCUCAUACUAUGACUGAUGAUGUCACCUUUUGGAAAUGGAUCUCUUUGAAUACGGUUGCUCUUGUUACGGAUAAUGCAGUUUAUCACUGGAGUAUGGAAGGAGAGUCUCAGCCAGUGAAAAUGUUUGAUCGCCAUUCUAGCCUUGCAGGGUGCCAGAUUAUCAAUUACCGUACAGAUGCAAAACAAAAGUGGUUACUUCUGACUGGUAUAUCUGCACAGCAAAAUCGUGUGGUGGGAGCUAUGCAGCUAUAUUCUGUAGAUAGGAAAGUGUCUCAGCCCAUUGAAGGACAUGCAGCUAGCUUUGCACAGUUUAAGAUGGAAGGAAAUGCAGAAGAAUCAACGUUAUUUUGUUUUGCAGUUCGGGGCCAAGCUGGAGGGAAGUUACAUAUUAUUGAAGUUGGCACACCACCUACAGGGAACCAGCCCUUUCCAAAGAAGGCAGUGGAUGUCUUCUUUCCUCCAGAAGCACAAAAUGAUUUUCCUGUUGCAAUGCAGAUCAGUGAAAAGCAUGAUGUGGUGUUCUUGAUAACCAAGUAUGGUUAUAUCCACCUCUAUGAUCUUGAGACUGGUACCUGCAUCUACAUGAAUAGAAUCAGUGGAGAAACAAUUUUUGUUACUGCACCUCAUGAAGCCACAGCUGGAAUAAUUGGAGUAAACAGAAAGGGACAAGUUCUGUCAGUGUGUGUGGAAGAAGAAAACAUAAUUCCUUACAUCACCAAUGUUUUACAAAAUCCUGAUUUGGCUCUGAGAAUGGCUGUACGUAAUAACUUAGCCGGUGCUGAAGAACUCUUUGCCCGGAAAUUUAAUGCUCUUUUUGCCCAGGGAAAUUACUCGGAGGCAGCAAAGGUGGCUGCUAAUGCACCAAAGGGAAUUCUUCGUACUCCAGACACUAUCCGUCGGUUCCAGAGUGUCCCAGCCCAGCCAGGUCAAACUUCUCCUCUACUUCAGUACUUUGGUAUCCUUUUGGACCAGGGACAGCUCAACAAAUACGAAUCCUUAGAGCUUUGUAGGCCUGUACUUCAGCAAGGGCGAAAACAGCUUUUGGAGAAAUGGUUAAAAGAAGAUAAGCUGGAAUGUUCUGAAGAACUGGGUGAUCUUGUGAAAUCUGUGGACCCUACAUUGGCACUUAGUGUGUACCUAAGGGCUAACGUCCCAAAUAAAGUCAUUCAGUGCUUUGCAGAAACAGGUCAAGUCCAAAAGAUUGUUUUAUAUGCUAAAAAAGUUGGAUACACUCCAGAUUGGAUAUUUCUGCUGAGAAAUGUAAUGCGAAUCAGUCCAGAUCAGGGACAGCAGUUUGCCCAAAUGUUAGUUCAAGAUGAAGAGCCUCUUGCUGACAUCACACAGAUUGUAGAUGUCUUUAUGGAAUACAAUCUAAUUCAGCAGUGUACUGCAUUCUUGCUUGAUGCUCUGAAGAAUAAUCGCCCAUCUGAAGGUCCUUUACAGACGCGGUUACUUGAGAUGAACCUUAUGCAUGCGCCUCAAGUUGCAGAUGCUAUUCUAGGCAAUCAGAUGUUCACACAUUAUGACCGGGCUCAUAUUGCUCAACUGUGUGAAAAGGCUGGCCUACUGCAGCGUGCAUUAGAACAUUUCACUGAUUUAUAUGAUAUAAAACGUGCAGUGGUUCACACCCAUCUUCUUAACCCUGAGUGGUUAGUCAACUACUUUGGUUCCUUAUCAGUAGAAGACUCCCUAGAAUGUCUCAGAGCCAUGCUGUCUGCCAACAUCCGUCAGAAUCUGCAGAUUUGUGUUCAGGUGGCUUCUAAAUAUCAUGAACAACUGUCAACUCAGUCUCUGAUUGAACUUUUUGAAUCUUUCAAGAGUUUUGAAGGUCUCUUUUAUUUUCUGGGAUCCAUUGUUAACUUUAGCCAGGACCCAGAUGUGCACUUUAAAUAUAUUCAGGCAGCUUGCAAGACUGGGCAAAUCAAAGAAGUAGAAAGAAUCUGUAGAGAAAGCAACUGCUACGAUCCUGAGCGAGUCAAGAAUUUUCUUAAGGAAGCAAAACUAACAGAUCAGCUACCACUUAUCAUUGUGUGUGAUCGAUUUGACUUUGUCCAUGAUUUGGUGCUCUAUUUAUAUAGAAAUAAUCUUCAAAAGUAUAUAGAGAUAUAUGUACAGAAGGUGAAUCCAAGUCGACUUCCUGUAGUUAUUGGAGGAUUACUUGAUGUUGACUGUUCUGAAGAUGUCAUAAAAAACUUGAUUCUUGUUGUAAGAGGUCAAUUCUCUACUGAUGAGCUUGUUGCUGAGGUUGAAAAAAGAAACAGAUUGAAACUGCUUCUGCCUUGGCUAGAGGCCAGAAUUCAUGAGGGCUGUGAGGAGCCUGCUACUCACAAUGCCUUAGCCAAAAUCUACAUAGACAGUAAUAACAACCCGGAGAGAUUUCUUCGUGAAAAUCCCUACUAUGACAGUCGCGUUGUUGGAAAGUAUUGUGAGAAGAGAGAUCCACAUCUGGCCUGUGUUGCUUAUGAACGUGGCCAAUGUGAUCUGGAACUUAUUAAUGUUUGCAAUGAGAAUUCCCUCUUCAAAAGUCUUUCUCGCUACCUGGUACGUCGAAAGGAUCCAGAAUUGUGGGGCAGCGUGCUGCUGGAAAGCAAUCCUUACAGGAGACCCCUAAUUGACCAGGUUGUACAAACAGCUUUGUCUGAGACUCAGGACCCUGAAGAAGUGUCAGUAACUGUCAAGGCUUUCAUGACUGCAGACCUUCCUAAUGAACUCAUUGAACUGCUGGAGAAAAUUGUCCUUGAUAACUCUGUAUUCAGUGAACACAGGAAUCUGCAAAACCUCCUUAUCCUCACUGCAAUUAAGGCUGACCGUACACGUGUUAUGGAGUAUAUUAACCGCCUGGAUAAUUAUGAUGCCCCAGAUAUUGCCAAUAUCGCCAUCAGCAAUGAGCUGUUUGAAGAAGCAUUUGCCAUUUUCCGGAAAUUUGAUGUCAAUACUUCAGCAGUUCAGGUCUUAAUUGAGCAUAUUGGAAACUUGGAUCGGGCAUAUGAGUUUGCUGAACGUUGCAAUGAACCUGCGGUCUGGAGUCAACUUGCAAAAGCCCAGUUGCAGAAAGGAAUGGUGAAAGAAGCCAUUGAUUCUUAUAUCAAAGCAGAUGAUCCUUCCUCCUACAUGGAAGUUGUUCAGGCUGCCAAUACUAGUGGAAACUGGGAAGAACUGGUGAAGUACUUGCAGAUGGCCCGUAAGAAGGCUCGAGAGUCCUACGUGGAGACAGAACUGAUAUUCGCGCUGGCUAAAACAAACCGCCUUGCAGAGUUAGAAGAAUUUAUCAAUGGACCAAAUAAUGCUCAUAUCCAACAAGUUGGUGACCGUUGUUAUGAUGAAAAAAUGUAUGAUGCUGCUAAGUUGUUGUACAAUAAUGUUUCCAAUUUUGGACGUUUGGCAUCUACCCUGGUUCACCUGGGUGAAUAUCAGGCAGCUGUUGAUGGGGCUAGGAAAGCUAACAGUACUCGAACAUGGAAAGAGGUCUGCUUCGCCUGUGUAGAUGGGAAAGAAUUCCGUCUUGCUCAGAUGUGUGGACUUCAUAUUGUUGUACAUGCAGAUGAAUUAGAAGAACUUAUCAACUACUAUCAGGAUCGUGGCUAUUUUGAAGAGCUGAUCACCAUGUUGGAAGCAGCACUGGGACUUGAGCGAGCUCACAUGGGAAUGUUUACUGAAUUAGCUAUUCUAUACUCUAAAUUUAAGCCUCAGAAAAUGAGGGAGCACCUGGAGCUGUUCUGGUCUAGAGUGAAUAUUCCCAAGGUGCUGAGAGCUGCAGAACAAGCUCAUCUUUGGGCAGAACUGGUGUUUUUGUAUGACAAGUAUGAAGAAUAUGAUAAUGCCAUAAUUACCAUGAUGAAUCAUCCAACUGAUGCCUGGAAAGAAGGGCAAUUCAAAGAUAUCAUUACCAAGGUUGCCAAUGUGGAACUAUACUACAGAGCAAUACAGUUCUACUUAGAAUUCAAGCCUCUGUUGUUAAAUGAUUUGCUGAUGGUGCUGUCUCCACGGUUGGAUCACACUCGUGCAGUCAAUUAUUUCAGCAAGGUUAAACAGCUACCACUGGUGAAACCAUAUUUGCGUUCAGUUCAGAACCAUAACAACAAAUCUGUGAAUGAAUCAUUGAACAACCUUUUUAUUACAGAAGAAGAUUAUCAGGCUCUGCGAACAUCAAUAGAUGCUUAUGACAACUUUGACAAUAUCUCGCUUGCUCAGCGUUUGGAAAAACAUGAACUCAUUGAGUUCAGGAGAAUUGCUGCUUAUCUCUUCAAAGGCAACAAUCGCUGGAAACAGAGUGUAGAGCUGUGCAAGAAAGACAGCCUUUACAAGGAUGCAAUGCAGUAUGCUUCUGAAUCUAAAGAUACUGAGUUGGCUGAAGAACUCCUGCAGUGGUUUUUGCAGGAAGAAAAAAGAGAGUGCUUUGGAGCUUGUCUGUUUACCUGUUACGAUCUUUUAAGGCCAGAUGUCGUCCUAGAAACUGCAUGGAGGCACAAUAUCAUGGAUUUUGCCAUGCCCUAUUUCAUCCAGGUCAUGAAGGAAUACUUGACAAAGGUUGAUGCAAUAAAGGAAAAGGUGGAUAAAUUAGAUGCUUCAGAAUCACUGAGAAAAGAAGAAGAACAAGCUACAGAGACACAACCCAUUGUUUAUGGUCAGCCCCAGUUGAUGCUGACAGCAGGACCCAGUGUUGCCGUCCCUCCCCAGGCACCUUUUGGUUAUGGUUAUACCGCACCACCGUAUGGACAGCCGCAGCCUGGCUUUGGGUACAGCAUGUGAGAUGAAAAGCUGAUCCUGUAGUCACCUAUUUUCGUACUGAAACAUCGUCUCUACCCACUUCUCAGUUUAUAAUGGGGGAAGCAGGCAACGUGUUCUUGUAACUUUUAUUUCAUGAAGGACUUCUUUUUGUUUCUAACUAUAAACUUGGAUCACCUAUGUUAAAACCUUAUUUCACAUUCCACAUCAUUUUAGGAUUUAUUUUCGAAGGGGAAUAGUUUCAAUGUUUUAUUCACUUGGGCUUUUUUUCUUCCCCCUCUUUCUUUAAAGAACUGCUCAAUAUUCAAUCUGUUGUGAAGAACCUGAUUUGCACUCUGUAGUGUUUAAAGAAACAAAGAAACUCUAAUAUUGAAUCUCUUAAAUUUAGUGUAUGUAAACAGCUUACAAAUACGUAUUGUCUAAAUGCAUUUAAAUCUGUUUUAUUCAAAGAAAAGCUAAAGCAAAAACACUGGCAUAUGACCAUGCAAGACUGUCAGUGCCAACAAAGACAACACUAAUCAGCACAUCGUACACUGGAUUGCAGUGCUUCCCAGAUUAUUGAAAAAUGUUACAGACAACUUGCCUGAUUUUUAAAUGAGCAUAAAAGGCCCUCUAACCUAUGCAGGUUUCCCCAUUAUGCAUAUAGAAAAUGCUAGUAUGUUUUGCUCACUUCAUAUGUAACAGGUGCCCUUAUGUUGUGCUGUAUCCUGUGCUUUUUCUGUGGGACCAUUCCAUUCAGGAGCAAAGAGCACCAUGAUUCCAAUCUUGUGUGUGUUUACUAACCCUUCCCUGAGGUUUGUGUAUGUUGGAUAUUGUGGUGUUUUAGAUCACUGAGUGUACAGAAGAGAGAAAUUCAAACAAAAUAUUGCUGUUCUUCAGUUUUGUUUGUGGAAUUUGAAAUUACUCAAAUUUAAAAUAAAUUACUGGACUGUGGAAAUAACAUAGAA